AUGCCGCUGCCCAACGGCUUUACAGCAAUCAAAGACAUCACAAAUGUCGACUCGCUCGUCAGCAUCAUAGGUGUCCUUGUAAGUUACGGUGAGCCAAAGAGCACCAGAGGAACAGAUUUUUCUCUGGAUUUCACCCUCCAAGAUGACUUCUCGUCUGGAUCCAUUGGCGAUCAAUCCACCAUCAGCUGUCGGAUUUUCAGGCCCAAGGAUAGAUUUCCCAAAAUAUCUGGUAUCGGCGACGUCAUAAUCAUUCGAAAAUUCAAUGUCAAAGACUGGCAAGGUCACAUUGAAUGUAUUGGUUACAAGACCGUUGCCAUGAUUGUCUUCCCAGGUGCCAAGAUCCCCAGCCCAAGCCAGAGGCAGCCCUAUCAGUGUGGCAAGCAGAAACUCAUGUGUGAUUCGACCGGAAUUGGCCAGCCCCCAACAAUUGCUGAGCAAAUGGCUGUUAUAGAUUUGAAAGCUGCCUCGACUGGCGUUUCAGAACAGCUGCAACAGCAUGCCACCAUUACUGCAUCCAAACUCAAAUCAUCUAGGAAGCUAUGCCUGGUCAAAGACUUGCAAUUCAAUACUUUCUACGAUGUUUGCGUGCAAAUUGUCCACAUCUAUUGGCACUUCGGGGGCGGCCAAGUAGAUAUGAAGGUAACAGACUACACGCCCAACGAGCACAUGCACUAUUUCCCUGAUCCGGAAGAAGGAACUACUUGGAACCACCUCUCGGACAAAGGCUUCAAGGGACCGUAUGGCUAUCUCACUCUGAGUGUGACCCUAUACGAGUCGAACGCAGCAUGGGUUCAGGAAAAUGCGGCCGUCGGCGACUAUGUCUACCUCCGGAACAUGCAUGUCAGAAUGUCAACAGCUGGUCGACUCGAGGGCGUGGUACAUCAAGACAAGGAUAGACCCAAUCAAGUGGACAUUCGCCAAUUGAAAUCCGCGCCUGAAAUUGAAGCCAUCGACAAACGACGACAAGAAUACGAGAAGAAACGUGGUGUUAAAACAGCAUUCGAAGUUAUGCAAAACCCUCCCAGCAAUCCUAAAGCAAAAACGGCAAAGGAAAAGAGGCAAGCAAAGAAGGAAAUACAAAAGGCAGAAAAGGAAGCCGAGCUACAAGAAAUAGCAGAGAAGCAGCGUGAAUGGGAAUUACAGCAGAGCAGUAUCAACAAGAAUAUUCGAGCCGCCUUUCCCGAAAUGAAGCUAUCGACAAUCUCGGAAAUGUUGUACAACCCUCACCUCGAAAUGCGUACCCCUGAGAAAUACAACUUUUACACGCUUCCUUUUGUAAAUUGUAGACAUCGAUCCCGUGUACGCGUAGUCGACGUCUUCCCCCCAGAAAUUGAGCUUUUCACUCAUUCGAAUAGUGAUCUAAACUGGAACAGACAAGCAGCAAAACAGACAACUAGCAACGGGCAACAAAAAGAACGUUGGGAAUGGGGGUUUGCUCUGUUGCUUGAGGAUGCCAACAUACCCCGUGGCACAGUCUCUGAAAAGCUGACAGUCUUCGUGAAUAACGACAUGGGACAGUUUCUAUUGAAAACUCAGGCUGUCAAUCUCAAAGGCAACCACCGCGUGCUCAAGCUACUAGAAGAGAAGCUCUUCAUACUAUGGGGUAACUUGAUGGAGUUGAAGACAGAGCUGAGAGAUCGUGGCUCAGACCUUCCACUACCUCCGGGCGACAAUCGACUUCAGAACAAGCCUUUUGACGCAUGCAUAGAAGAGUAUGGUGCGGAAGUGCCUGUCACAAAAGACACACCGUUUGGGUACCAACGCAUGCACAGACUGGCACAGACUACCAUUCUGGAUUAA
Messenger RNA from Pyrenophora tritici-repentis Pt-1C-BFP, 1800 nucleotides. Its product is annotated as telomere-binding alpha subunit central domain-containing protein. Gene Ontology annotation, molecular function: G-rich strand telomeric DNA binding; telomerase inhibitor activity. Lineage: Eukaryota; Fungi; Ascomycota; Dothideomycetes; Pleosporales; Pleosporaceae. Gene Ontology annotation, cellular component: nuclear telomere cap complex; chromosome, telomeric region. The record is from RefSeq and is a predicted model, not a curated record. Gene Ontology annotation, biological process: telomere capping; regulation of telomere maintenance via telomerase.